UUUACAGUAGUAACGUGACGUGUUGUUAAACCACGUCAACGUAGAGCAUACUUCAGUGUGAAAAUCCCCACAUAAAAUAGUUUUGUAUCAAAGAAAGUUUUAAGUCUUCAUGGAAGCUUUAUAUCACCAAACUAAUGCACUUAUUCAAGAAGUUCAAAGAGAUUUAGGUCGUCUGGAGAGGACCAGUGAAGACAAAGUUCAUACUGUGGAAAAUGAAAUACAAACUCAUCUGGACCAUGUUAUUGGUAACUGCGAGCGGCUGGAAAUACUGGUUAACAAAGAGCCGCCAACAAGGCGUGCAAACGCUAAGAUGAGGGUAGAUCAACUGAAAUAUGACUGUCAACACGUUCAAGCGGCUCUUAGGAACCUUCAGCACAAGAGGUACAUGAGGGCCCAAGAAGAACAAGAACGUGAGGCUCUUCUGUCACGCACCUUCACAACCAAUGACCAACAAGAUACCUCUAUCUAUAUUGACCCUGCAUUGCAGCAUCACUCACGAUUAACUAGUGCUCAUAAGCGAUUGGAUGAUUUUAUUGAACAUGGUUCAUCUAUGUUAAGUAACUUACGUAGUCAAGGCACAACACUUAAAGGUGUGCAUCGACGAAUUCUUGACAUUGCCAACACACUUGGACUCACUAACACUGUGAUGAGGCUUAUUGAGAGGAGAACUGCACAGGAUAAGAUCAUAUUAGUUGUUGGUAUGGUAGUGACUGUUAUUAUCAUGUAUCUAGUGUGGCAGUACUUCACCUAAAAAAUGGUUUGUGUCUGAAAAACCUUGAUGAAACAUCACAUCUCCCUUGGUUAUAGUCCAGUCUUUAUAAUUCUAACCAAAUAUUACAGAUUAAUUUCAGACAUGACUUUACUAAAUCAUUGUAUUGAUAAAACAGUCUCGCUUUUCAAUCAUUAAUUUAUGGACAGACUUUUUUAUGUCUAAAUAGCAUUACAUAGGUAAACAUUUCUAGAUUGAACAAUUAUUAUCUUAAAACUUGUAUUUCUAUUAAAAUGUAAAAACUGUCAUUCCAAACUUGUUAUAUUGUCAUGUACUGCCAUUUUUAUUAUGGAUAUUAAAGACAGUUAAAAG
Pomacea canaliculata is the source of this 1081-nucleotide messenger RNA. RefSeq names its product Golgi SNAP receptor complex member 2-like. Gene Ontology annotation, biological process: intra-Golgi vesicle-mediated transport; vesicle fusion. Bases 110 to 751 code for a protein of 213 amino acids. The record is from RefSeq and is a predicted model, not a curated record. Lineage: Eukaryota; Metazoa; Mollusca; Gastropoda; Architaenioglossa; Ampullariidae. The transcript has 2 exons. Gene Ontology annotation, molecular function: SNARE binding; SNAP receptor activity. Gene Ontology annotation, cellular component: endoplasmic reticulum membrane; late endosome membrane; ER to Golgi transport vesicle membrane.